CAGUGCACGCCGGGCAAGAGGAAGACCUCCAGAAGCUCCCCGCGCAGCGCGGCUGUGUUUGCGUUGCGGCCUGUGCGAGUAGUCGCUUUGGAACCAGGCUCUCGGCGUGCGGCACGCAGAAACCUCGAACCGCUGGAUCCGUCUCGUAACCUGGAUCUUAGAAGUCCUCGAACACAGUACCGUUUCCUCAGCGGCGGACUGCUGGAGUAAGAAUGUCCUUCCCCCCCCAUCUGAAUCGUCCUCCAAUGGGAAUCCCAGCACUCCCGCCAGGGAUCCCCCCCCCACAGUUCCCUGGCUUUCCUCCACCUGUACCUCCAGGUACCCCAAUGAUUCCUGUACCAAUGAGCAUUAUGGCUCCUGCUCCAACUGUCUUAGUACCCACAGUGUCCAUGGUUGGAAAGCAUUUGGGAGCAAGAAAGGAUCAUCCAGGCUUAAAGACAAAAGAAAAUGAUGAAAAUUGUGGUCCUACUACGACAGUUUUUGUUGGCAACAUUUCUGAGAAAGCCUCAGACAUGCUUAUAAGACAGCUCCUUGCUAAAUGUGGCUUGGUUUUAAGCUGGAAGAGAGUACAAGGUGCAUCUGGAAAACUUCAAGCCUUUGGAUUCUGUGAGUAUAAGGAGCCUGAAUCUACCCUCCGGGCACUCAGGUUAUUGCAUGACCUGCAGAUUGGAGAGAAGAAGCUACUUGUUAAAGUUGAUGCAAAGACAAAGGCACAACUGGAUGAAUGGAAAGCAAAGAAGAAAGCUUCUAAUGGGAAUGCCAGGCCAGAAACUGUCACUAAUGAUGACGAAGAAGCCUUAGACGAAGAAACAAAGAGAAGAGAUCAGAUGAUCAAAGGGGCCAUUGAAGUUUUAAUACGUGAAUACUCCAGCGAGCUCAAUGCCCCUUCACAAGAAUCUGACUCUCACCCAAGGAAGAAGAAGAAGGAAAAGAAAGAGGACAUUUUCCGCAGAUUUCCAGUGGCACCUCUGAUCCCUUAUCCACUCAUCACUAAGGAGGAUAUAAAUGCUAUAGAAAUGGAAGAAGACAAAAGAGAUCUGAUAUCCCGAGAGAUCAGCAAAUUCAGAGACACACACAAGAAACUGGAAGAAGAGAAAGGCAAAAAAGAAAAAGAAAGACAGGAAAUUGAGAAAGAACGGAGAGAAAGAGAGAGGGAGCGUGAAAGGGAACGAGAAAGGCGAGAACGGGAACGAGAAAGGGAAAGAGAACGUGAACGAGAAAAGGAGAAGGAACGGGAGCGGGAACGAGAACGGGAUAGGGAUCGUGACCGGACAAAGGAGAGAGAUCGUGAUCGGGAUCGAGAAAGAGAUCGUGACCGCGAUCGAGAAAGGAGUUCAGAUCGAAAUAAGGAUCGGAGUCGAUCAAGAGAAAAGAGCAGAGAUCGGGAACGGGAACGGGAGCGUGAAAGAGAGAGAGAGAGAGAACGGGAACGAGAAAGAGAACGCGAGCGAGAGAGAGAACGUGAAAGGGAACGGGAGCGUGAGAGAGAGAAAGACAAGAAGAGGGACCGAGAAGAGGAUGAAGAAGAUGCAUAUGAACGAAGAAAACUUGAGAGAAAACUCCGAGAGAAAGAAGCUGCUUAUCAAGAGCGUCUUAAGAAUUGGGAAAUCAGAGAACGAAAGAAAACUCGGGAAUAUGAGAAAGAGGCUGAAAGAGAAGAAGAACGAAGAAGAGAAAUGGCAAAAGAAGCCAAACGACUAAAGGAAUUUUUAGAAGAUUAUGAUGAUGAUAGAGAUGAUCCCAAAUAUUACAGAGGAAGUGCUCUUCAGAAAAGGUUGCGUGAUAGGGAAAAGGAAAUGGAAGCAGAUGAACGGGAUAGGAAAAGAGAGAAGGAAGAGUUAGAGGAAAUCAGGCAGCGACUUCUGGCAGAAGGGCAUCCAGAUCCAGAUGCAGAGCUUCAGAGGAUGGAACAAGAGGCUGAGAGGCGCAGACAACCACAAAUAAAGCAAGAACCAGAAUCAGAGGAAGAGGAAGAAGAAAAGCAAGAAAAAGAAGAAAAACGAGAGGAACCCGUGGAAGAGGAAGAGGAGCCAGAGCAGAAGCCCUGUCUCAAACCAACUCUGAGGCCCAUCAGUUCUGCCCCAUCUGUUUCCUCUGCCAGUGGCAAUGCAACCCCCAACACUCCUGGGGAUGAGUCUCCCUGUGGUAUUAUAAUUCCUCACGAAAACUCACCAGAUCAACAGCAACCGGAGGAGCAUAGGCCAAAAAUAGGACUAAGUCUUAAACUAGGUGCUUCCAAUAGUCCUGGUCAACCUAAUUCUGUGAAGAGAAAGAAACUCCCUGUAGAUAGUGUCUUCAACAAAUUUGAGGAUGAAGACAGUGAUGAUGUACCCCGAAAAAGGAAACUGGUUCCUUUGGAUUAUGGUGAAGAUGAUAAAAAUGCUACCAAAGGCACUGUAAACACUGAAGAAAAGCGCAAACACAUUAAGAGUCUCAUUGAGAAAAUCCCUACAGCCAAACCUGAGCUCUUUGCUUAUCCCCUGGAUUGGUCUAUUGUGGAUUCUAUAUUGAUGGAACGACGAAUUAGACCGUGGAUUAAUAAGAAAAUUAUAGAAUACAUAGGUGAAGAAGAAGCUACAUUAGUUGAUUUUGUUUGUUCUAAGGUUAUGGCUCAUAGUUCACCUCAGAGCAUUUUAGACGAUGUUGCCAUGGUACUUGAUGAAGAGGCAGAAGUUUUUAUAGUCAAAAUGUGGAGAUUAUUGAUAUAUGAAACAGAAGCCAAGAAAAUUGGUCUUGUGAAGUAAAACUCUUUACAUUAAGAUUUCCAUUUCAGAUAUCUUCUUUCCCAUCCUUCAAAGGACUUUGAAAUUUAUUUUUUUUUUUUGUCUUGAAAGACAUUUGUGAGACUUGUAAUUUUUUUAAUGUAGAAAAUGUGAAUUUUUUUUCCCUCCAAUUUGUUGAUGCCCUUUGUAGUCCCUUGGCUGUAAAGAUAUCUGAAUCCUACCUUGGUUCUCUUUAUACUCACCAGGUACAAAUUAUUCAUGUUUUAUAAGCCAGAGCUGCUGUACACAGCCUAUCUGAUAUAAUCUUCUGCUGAUUUGUUCCUUGUAAAUAUUAAAAUGACUCCCCAAUUCUUUUGCAGAAUUGCACUUAAUAUUGAACUGUACUGUAUAGGAACCAACAUGAACAAUUUUAAAUGAAAGAAUACCAGUCACACCUAUUGCCCUUUCCCCAUAAUCAGAAUUGGCAAGCUUUCAUGAAGGCAUGAAAUUUAAAAUUACAAUGCGAAAAUUAGGCUGUCCAUUCCUACUGUAUCUU
Molecule: messenger RNA, 3258 nt
Organism: Pteronotus mesoamericanus
Lineage: Eukaryota; Metazoa; Chordata; Mammalia; Chiroptera; Mormoopidae
Gene: RBM25
Product: RNA binding motif protein 25
Exons: 19
Coding region: 213-2744 (843 amino acids)
Biological process (GO): regulation of alternative mRNA splicing, via spliceosome; mRNA processing
Cellular component (GO): spliceosomal complex
Molecular function (GO): mRNA binding
Source: RefSeq, a predicted model, not a curated record